Molecule: messenger RNA, 3289 nt
Organism: Syngnathus acus (greater pipefish)
Lineage: Eukaryota; Metazoa; Chordata; Actinopteri; Syngnathiformes; Syngnathidae
Gene: tal1
Product: T-cell acute lymphocytic leukemia 1
Exons: 4
Coding region: 597-1802 (401 amino acids)
Biological process (GO): regulation of transcription by RNA polymerase II
Molecular function (GO): protein dimerization activity; DNA-binding transcription factor activity, RNA polymerase II-specific; RNA polymerase II cis-regulatory region sequence-specific DNA binding
Source: RefSeq, a predicted model, not a curated record
ACGCUAUUGGCUCGGAGGGCUAUUAGAACGGAUGCGAGGCCUACAUUCGGAAGAAAUGAUGCGGCUUUUAACCCGUCAAAUUCACCUUUUAAAUACUAUUUGAUGUCAGUUUAUUUACCGACCAUUGCAAUUGUUAAUAUAACACGUGGAUGGUUUUUUUACAGCAACAACACAACGGCCUAGUUUUGUUUUUGAAAGGGCAUGUUUUUGUUUGGCUAAAUAAUGCAUCGCUUUAUGUGCCAGUAUAUCACAGACCGAAAUGUUUUCUGCAAUGGCCCUUAGAUAAUGAUGUCAAAUGUUUCAAAAGGCUUAUCUACCAGCACCAGACAAAAUAGGCUUGGGAGAAAGUGAUCAAAUACAUUGAAAGUUAAAGGACAGUAUAAUACUGUGACUUUUAAGACUAUUAAAAAUAAGAUCGUGUUUUGGGUUAGGCACAGUAUGACGAUUGAGACCAUUAAAAUAUAGUAUCUAAUUGGGCUCUUAUUUUCAGGGUUGGUUGCACGUACACAUCCCACAUUUCGAAUGGCGAGUGCACGGCUUAUGGCUUAAAAUUGUGUUCAUCCAAACUGCGGAAGAAAGACAGAGAGGGGAAAAAUAUGAUGGAAAAAAGGCAGCCGGACCUUUGUCGCGGGAGUCCAGACGCAGAGGCUGCUCGCGGAAAGCCCGAAGACUCCUCCGUCAUCAUCAGAUGCGAGGAAGAGGAGGAGGAGGAGAGGAUGAAGAGGAGGAGGAGGAGGAGGAGGAAGAACGAGGAGGAGGAGAAGGAAGAGAAAGAAGGGGGAGGGCUCACCGCGGGGGUCGAGGAGACUGAUGACGCGCCCCUGCAGAACUCGACCAACGGGACCGUCAUCAACGGUGUUGCCAAGGAAACCGCCUCUCGCGACGCCCUUGACCUGAAAAGGGAAGUGCCGGUGAUCGAGCUCUCCAGGAGGGACGCUAUAAAGGCGCUGGAGAGGAGGGCCGAGAGCCAUUUGGUGCCCAUCACGGAGCUCCGCAGACCUCCUCUUCCUCACGCUCUUCCUCCUCACGCUCUUCCUCCUCCUCCUCCUCCUCCUGCACCGCCGCACAUCCAACGAGAGAACGCUCGAAUGGUCCAGCUGAGCCCCAACGCGUUCCCUGUCCCGGCUCGGGCCAUGCUCUACAACCUGGCGCAGCCUCUCGCAGCCAUCAACAGUCUUGGAGGGGAUUCUGAGCAGUACAGCAUGUACCCCAGCAACAGGGUAAAACGCCGCCCGGCGCCUUAUGAGGUUGAACUGGACGAGGGUAGGAGCAUUUUAGAUCUUUAUAAGUAUGCCGGCCAGCCCAAGAUUGUCCGACGUAUCUUCACCAACAGCCGCGAGCGUUGGCGGCAGCAGAACGUGAACGGCGCCUUCGCAGAGCUCCGUAAACUCAUCCCCACUCACCCUCCGGACAAAAAGCUGAGCAAGAACGAGAUCCUGCGUCUGGCCAUGAAGUACAUCAGCUUCCUCUCCAACCUGCUGGAGGACCAGGACGGGCGCGACCUCGGCCCCCCGACUGAAGGGGACACCGGGAUCCUGGUGGGGGCACACGACGGGGUGCCCCAAGGCGGGCCGCGUCAGGACACGAUGGUAAGCUUGGCUAGGGACGACCUGCCGGAGACCAUGUCGCCCGGCUCCAGUUGCGGGAGCUUGCCUGACGGAGACGCCGAAGGCAGCCCGGAGAGCUUCGUGGAGGAUCAGGACUCGCCUCCCGCCCCCAGGACUAUGGCGGCUUCACGCGGCCCUCCUCCGCUCCAUCUCAGGCGCAACGGACGCCCGCUGGAUGGCUCCGGCCGACGAUGAUUCUGAAAAGCGGAAGGAAAAGUGCGUGCUUACAUUCGUGGGUCAUUUGAGAUGGAGAAUGAAGAUCUAUAUUGUGCGAGAGACAACAUGGACCUGACGACCUUCUGCACUUGACAACACUGAUGGAAAAGCCUCGGUCGCAGGAUUUGGAAACAAGGUGUAAAUUGUGCAUGUCUUUGAACGAGCAGCCUGUGGAUGAAACAGUUGUUUGUUUGGAAAAAGCUCAGAGCUUCAAAUCUGAAAUCAAUCCCCUUGUCUUGUAUUAGAAAGUCAAAAUCAUGUGCAAUCAAAGCAAGAACGAGCCAAAAGCAAACAGUGAAAAGCGGGACCUCUUGCAAUGAAUUGGGCAGCAAUGGAAGGUGCUGACGAAUGAGCUUGUUCUCACAAGAUGACGACCUCAUCUGUGGAAACCACGUCCUUUUUUGCCCCAGUUACUCUCAAAAAAGAUGAUGCAAAUGAAAAGAACCAAAUCCUGAACACUUAAUUAAGCCUUUUGACACUGCACUCGCUCUUUGGAUGAAGUUUGGUUCGACCUGACCUGAAAAAGGGAUUUUUUUUUUCUUCCCUAAAAUUGGUCAAAUCCAUAUUGCGCAAGCAUCUAAUAUAGGUCAAACUUCAAAACUGAAACCAAAACCCGACGUGCUAAAAGAAGAAAUCAAAUGAGUUUACAGACAAAUCAAAGCACCUGAUUCAAAUUUGCUGUGACCCCGCUAGCUAUUACAAUCUUGAGUCAUUCAACCAAACAUGGGGUUUUUUUUUUUUUGUAAUAUAGAAUUCCAGGGUAUCUCAAUGGCCUCGUUGGUCGCACUUGCGGAAACUUCUGGUGAGAAGACAGCUCAAUAUAAAAACCCUCAACUGCCCUUCAGUCAACGAUUGUAAAUAGCUUUCUAUUUUCACGGAACAACGUCAUGUGGUUUUAAGAUGUACCUAUACUGUGUUGUUUGUUCACAGGUUUGGUUUAAAAGAUGGAAGGCGAGUCCUAAACAUGAAAAGUUGGUACCAUUUCAUCUCGUUAGGGUUUGGCGUCGCGAGAACGACAACAGACUCCAAACACAUUUUUGCAGUUUUGCAUGGGAGGUACAAAAACACACGAUGAUUCUCGAGGUGUACAAAAUGUCGGUCACGGCGUCAUUUUGACAUGAAUGUCUAGUUUGUUUUUCUUUCUUUUUUUUUUCCCGACUGUAACGCGUAUGUAGUUUUAGAAAGGUACAAUGAGCAACCCCUUGGUUGCCAACGGCAUGGCAUGUUGGCGACGGACGGCACCAGCAGUUGUCAAGGUUUGCUCAAUGCGUUCUGCCUUUUCAGCAGAAUUUACUAACCUACACUAUAUUGGUACCUUUGGUAACGAUGGUAUUUUAUGAAUGGCGGCAAAAAGGAACUUGUACGUUUGGUUAUGAUAUAUUUGUUGUAGAUGUAUCUAUGAAUAUAUCCAAUGUUAAAUCUGAUGAAUUUUACACAAAACUCUCUGAAUAAAAGAACAAUACGUU